AAUCGUGCUCCCGCCUCCUUUCGUCACUUCCUCUCUAGGCCCUGCGCAGUCCAUAAGGAAACCUGGAGGCUUUCUUUUUCUCAGGCUCCCGCGAACAUGGCGGACAUUCAGACUGAGCGUGCGUACCAGAAGCAGCCGACCAUCUUUCAAAAUAAGAAGAGGGUCUUGCUUGGAGAAACUGGCAAAGAGAAGCUUCCGCGGUACUACAAGAACAUUGGUCUGGGCUUCAAGACGCCCAAGGAGGCCAUUGAGGGCACCUACAUUGACAAGAAAUGCCCCUUUACCGGUAAUGUCUCCAUCCGAGGGCGCAUCCUAUCUGGCGUAGUGACCAAGAUGAAGAUGCAGAGGACCAUUGUCAUCCGCCGAGACUACCUCCACUAUAUCCGAAAGUACAACCGCUUUGAGAAGCGUCACAAGAACAUGUCUGUGCACCUGUCCCCCUGCUUCAGAGAUGUCCAGAUCGGUGACAUUGUCACAGUGGGUGAAUGCCGACCCCUGAGCAAGACUGUGCGCUUCAACGUGCUCAAGGUCACCAAGGCUGCAGGCACCAAGAAGCAAUUCCAGAAGUUCUGAAACUGGAUACUUCCCCACUCCACUGAACAAAAUAAAGUUAUUUUCUCAGUCAUG
Messenger RNA from Hipposideros armiger (great roundleaf bat), 627 nucleotides. RefSeq names its product ribosomal protein S11 (gene RPS11). The record is from RefSeq and is a predicted model, not a curated record. NCBI's taxonomy places the organism in Eukaryota, Metazoa, Chordata, Mammalia, Chiroptera, Hipposideridae. The coding region runs from base 97 to 573 and encodes 158 amino acids. Gene Ontology annotation, biological process: translation. Gene Ontology annotation, molecular function: structural constituent of ribosome. The transcript has 5 exons. Gene Ontology annotation, cellular component: cytosolic small ribosomal subunit; ribosome.